AUGGCUCUCAACGAUUUCUUGGCCGACGAGACCACCGGCAAGACUUCGUGGGCAGACGAGAUGGACGACCUUCCCAUCUCCUCUGCCCCUCGCGACUCCAGCUACCGUCGCGGCGGCGACUUCCUCUCCAGCGUCCCCGACCGCGUGGACCGUGAUCGAGCUUACGCCGCAGACCGUGGCUUCGACCGUCCCGAGCGCAGCUACCCUCCUCGCGAGGAACUUCCUCUCCCCGACAAGCCUCCCUUCACCGCCUUCGUCGGCAACCUCUCCUUCGACGUCAUGGAGGCCGACGUCGAGGACUUCUUCGCUCCUUCAAAGACCGUCAGCGUCCGCAUCGUCACCGGUCACGAUGGCAAGCCCAAGGGUUUCGGAUACGUCGAGUUCCAGUCCCAGGACGACCUCAGAGCCGCUCUCGACAGAAGCGGCGCUCAAAUCGCCGGCAGGACCGUUCGCAUCAGCGUCGCAGAGCCCCCCAAGAGCGCUUUCGGCGGUGACCGCUCCUUCCAGGCCAGCCAGGCAGACGAUGCCUCCCAGUGGCGCCGCGCUGGUCCCCUGCCCCCCUCAGAGCCUCGCGGUGGCUUUGCUCCUCGUCCCGAGCGAUCCGGUGUGCCCCGCACCGAAGGCUCUGGCUUCGACAACAUGGACGUCAGCGCAGGUGUCCGAAGCGGUUUCGGCGCAAAGUUCCAGUCCGCCCCUCCUUCCGCCCGCCCUCCACGCGAUCUUGCUCCCGUCGAGCCCAGCCAGGGCGACCUCGCCAGCCAGUGGAGGACCGGCAAGCCUGUCGAGGGCCGAUCUCCUGCCAGCUCGCGUCGCCCUUCCGGCAUGGCCGACUCGGACUCGCGCCGAUCUUCCUUCCGUCAGCGCAACGACGCCAACGACGUCGACGACCGCUUCGCUUCCCAAGAACGAAUGGGCUUUGGCUCCAAGUUCACCCCGGACCAGACUCCCCCCGAGAGCCCCGCCAAUGCCAAGAAGGGCUUUGGCUUUGGUGCCGCAGAACGACGCACCGGCGCCCAAUCCGGUUCUGCUCCUGGCGCCGCUUCAGACUCCACCGAAAACUGGCGCACUGCCAAGAAGCCCAGCUCUGGCUCCUCCAGCCCCGCUCCUUCGGCUGCCGCUCCUGCAGAGCGCAAGAAGCUCGAUCUGAAACCCCGCUCCGCUGAGAGCGCCGCCACUGCCGCCGCUUCCACUAACAGCUCCAAGCCGAGCCCAUUCGGCAACGCCAAGCCCAUCGACGCAUCCGAGCGCGAAAGGCAAAUCGAAGAGAAGCUUUCACAGCGCGAAAAGGAGAGGCAAGAGGAACUCAAGGCCAAGAAGGAGAAGGCAAAGGCUGAAAAGGAGGCAAAGGAAAAGGCUACUGCCGCCACUGCCACCGACAGCUCAAAGCCUGAGGCUGCAGAGGCUGCUUCGCCAGCUGCAGCGUCGACUUCUCCUGCAGCUGCAAAGGCACCCCGUGCCGCGGCACCCACCGGCGCCUGGGGUGGAGGACGCAAGCCCUCUGGUGCGCUCGUUGGCGGUGAGCAGGACGAAGCUGAUGCAUCGGAUGCCAACGGCCAGGAGACCACCGAAGCUCAGGUAGACGAGGUGGCUGAAAAGGUCCAGGAGACCAAGCUUGAGGCUUGA
Messenger RNA from Pseudozyma hubeiensis SY62, 1623 nucleotides. RefSeq names its product nucleolin protein. Gene Ontology annotation, molecular function: RNA binding. The transcript has a single exon. The record is from RefSeq and is a predicted model, not a curated record. NCBI's taxonomy places the organism in Eukaryota, Fungi, Basidiomycota, Ustilaginomycetes, Ustilaginales, Ustilaginaceae. Bases 1 to 1623 code for a protein of 540 amino acids.